CCUGUCACUCCUGUCACGCCGGAUACCAUUUUGCUUGACCCCAUGUGUUUACUUACUGCCGAGAUUCAAGAUCAGCUGUGGAGUCGGGCCUUUCUACAUCACAAGCUUCGAAAAGAUUUGUCGUGCAGAUUCUCCUGAGCUUGUCGUGGUUCCAUACCCAAACGAGCCUACAUAAGUACAGGAUGUACGUCACCGUCUUUCAUCUACACCUGUUAUGGACUUCUUCCCCGUUCCUUCCCCGCAAUUCUACUGGGGCAUGGCCUCACGGCCUUGUUUUUGAUUCCAUUGUGUUCAGCUAGCCAAAGAUGCCGGGCGAUCGGAUUUGAGACAAUACCUGGCAUAAAAGAUGUCCGCUAUCACGAACUUUCUUUCGAAGUACAGGUACAAACACUAUACAAACACCGGUUCUUACCAUGCGGUCGUUCAUAUACUUGGGCGCAUAUGCCGUCGCUACUACAGCACAACAGGUCUACAUACCCGCAGACGGCCCAUCGUCUAGGCCGAACUGUUCGCAAGCCCAGGCAACGCCGACAUAUGCCUUUAGUGCUUUCUCAUUCACUCAGACUGAAACAGUCCGUACAGCUACUUCGGUAGUGCCUGGCCCCCAGACAACCUACGCACCGCCUUACGAGAGCCUAAGCAGCUUGAUCCCAUCAGUAAAGACAACUACAUGGGGCAAUUGGUACCCAAAUACAACUGCAAAGGCUUCGGAUACAGAUGAUAAGUACGGACAGGCAGCAUGGUCCUCAUUAUGGGAGGUAGCAGCGCUUCCAAACUUUACCUUUCGAGGGCUGUAUUCGACCACAGUAUCACCAACACCGAUACCCACGAGCGAGCUUGUGUUGCCGCCACCAGACUACUUCGGUCCCCAAGACUGCUAUUCCUUCCCGGAUGACUUCAUGUUCGGUGUCGCUGGGUCUGCUUCCCAGAUUGAAGGUGCGAUCGCCGAUGAGGGACGAACACCUACGAUCAUGGAGGCUCUCUUCAAACCGAGCGCUGAAAGAGCGGACGAUUACGUUACAAAUGAGAACUAUUAUCUCUAUCGACAAGAUAUCGAGCGCCUGGCGUCAAUUGGCGUGAAGUACUACUCAUUCUCGAUUCCGUGGACUCGCAUUUUGCCCUUUGUUUUCGAGGGAAGUCCAGUAAAUCUACAGGGCCUAGAUCAUUACAAUGAUCUGAUCAACUUUGUCCUCGAAAAAGGCAUGAUUCCUACUGUGACUUUGAUUCAUUUCGACACACCGUGGCAGAUCUUUGGUAAUAACAUGAGCAAUGUCAACACCGACGCAUUGAUUGGUUAUGUGGAUGGAGGGUAUCAAAUGGACGGUUUUGAGGAUGCUUUUGUCAACUAUGGCAAGAUUGUCAUGACACAUUUCGCUGAUCGCGUUCCCGUGUGGUUCACGUUCAACGAGCCUCUCUUGUACAGCCACAAUGGGAAGAGCAUCAAUACCGUAAUCAAGGCACACGCGAGACUCUAUCAUUUCUAUCAUGACGAAAUCAAGGGUACCGGAAAGGUGGGAUUGAAGUUCAAUGACAACUUUGGCGUACCCCGUGACCCUAGCAAACAGGAAGAUGUCGACGCGGCAAAACAUUUCAAUGAUUUCCAGCUCGCGACUUUUGGAAACCCGAUCAAUCUCGGCAUCGACUACCCUGAAGCCUUCAAGAUGACUAUCCCAGAUUUCGUGCCUUUGACGGAGGAAGAUCUGAAAUAUCUCAAUGGAACUGCAGACUUCUUCGGCAUCGACCCAUACACAGCGACAGUUGUUGCACCCCCGGAGAAUGGUAUUGAAGCUUGUGCAAAGAACAUCUCUGAUCCCUUGUUUCCAUAUUGCGUCAACCAAUCAACCACAACCACGACUAGAUGGAACAUCGGCUAUCGCUCCCAGAGCUACGUCUACAUCACCCCCACUUACCUAAGAACCUACCUCUCCUACGUCUGGAAUACCUUCCAAUCACCCAUCCUAAUCACCGAAUUCGGUUUCCCCGUCUUUGCCGAAGCCGAGAAAGAACUGUCCGACCAGCUCUACGAUGCUCCCCGAAGCAACUACUACCUAUCUUUCAUGAGCGAGGUCCUCAAGGCGAUCUGGGAAGAUCAUGUGCAUGUAUUGGGAACGUUCGCGUGGAGCUUUGCCGAUAACUGGGAAUUCGGAGAUUACGAUGCAAGGUUUGGUAUUCAGACUGUCAAUAGGACUACCCAGCAGAGGAGGUACAAGAAGAGUUUCUUUGAUCUUGUCGAUUUUGUGGAGACCAGGAGAGGGAAGAAGACGGGAUAUUGA
This is a messenger RNA of Aaosphaeria arxii CBS 175.79, 2273 nucleotides long. RefSeq names its product glycoside hydrolase family 1 protein. The transcript has 3 exons. Bases 414 to 2273 code for a protein of 619 amino acids. NCBI's taxonomy places the organism in Eukaryota, Fungi, Ascomycota, Dothideomycetes, Pleosporales. The record is from RefSeq and is a predicted model, not a curated record. Gene Ontology annotation, biological process: carbohydrate metabolic process. Gene Ontology annotation, molecular function: beta-glucosidase activity.